Messenger RNA from Mollisia scopiformis, 3251 nucleotides. RefSeq names its product ATP-dependent protease-like protein la. Gene Ontology annotation, biological process: protein processing; protein catabolic process; protein targeting to peroxisome. Lineage: Eukaryota; Fungi; Ascomycota; Leotiomycetes; Helotiales; Mollisiaceae. The record is from RefSeq and is a predicted model, not a curated record. Gene Ontology annotation, molecular function: ATP-dependent peptidase activity; ATP hydrolysis activity; serine-type endopeptidase activity. Gene Ontology annotation, cellular component: peroxisomal matrix. The transcript is spliced from 10 exons. Bases 289 to 3003 code for a protein of 904 amino acids.
AUUUCAGGUCAUGUACUGACACAAAUGUUCGACUUAAGUUGAUCAGGCAAGGGAACCUUCCUCCCGCGUGUCAUUGUUGCACAGAAGUAAUCUUCAAUGUUCGGAAUCCAACCUCGGCACGCGAUGACGGUAUUUGUUGUUUGCCACAGCUGAGCUUCCUCCGCAUUCUACUCCACACAUGCACACGACAACUACAGCUUCACGAUCAACGAUAUCGCGGCCACAGCAAGCAGUACUCAUCAUCUUGUUCUCGAUAAAAAAGCUAGGAUUUCGGAAUAGCAGAGCAGUAUGGCGCCUAUUAAGGCCGCUACGCUCCCGAUCAUACCAUUAGCAAAAGAUACAGUCCUUCUUCCCGGAAUUGUCCUUAGGAUACCAGUUGCGGGCAAUCGACCAGACAUCCCAGCAUUACUUUCAAGUGUAUACAGCCGUGCAGCCUCGAAAACUCAUGCUGAAAGGCUCGACAAUGUCAACAUCGCAUGCGUGCCGCUCAAUUCCCCAUCCUUGUCCCAGAAUGGGCAGAAGUUGAUCUCGCAGGACGAGAACAAGUCGGAUGCUAAAGAACGAGUAGACAUAAACCCAUCCCAAGCGACGAAGAAAGAUUUGUUUGGAUUUGGCACAGCAGCGAAGAUAUCUGGUGUGGAGGGUCGGGGCACUGGAGAGUUUGCUUUGCUGGUGGAAGGAGUGGCUAGAGUCCGGAUAGAGAACAUCACCCAGGAUCGACCAUUCUUUGGAGCGGAUGUGAUAUACGAAUACGAUGAUGCAAUAAAUCCAGAAGACGUGGCCAUGCAAGGCCUGUUUGCACAUCUCAAACAGCUAUCACGCGAGCUUUUGACUCUCCUUCGACUAUCCUCUUUACUUCCUCGCACUUCCGGCUCGUCAGGCCUAUCACCCGUGCUAGCACGCCGUCUUGAGAUAUUCAUAGCACGGAAAGGACUACAAGAUGCUGGGGUUCUAGCAGACUUUAUGGCCAACAUUGUUGAGAGCUCGUUCGAGGAAAAGCUGCAGAUCUUGGCAGCUUUGGAUGUGAAGGAAAGGGUCGAAAAGGCUAUCGAGCUGCUCCAGCGACAGGUUGGGAAUAUCAAGAAUAAUGUUAGCAUCACAACAAUUACCAGUACUAUUCCUUCCAAUAUCGAUCUGGACCAGAUGAACAAAAUCAAUCAGCGAACCAGAAGACCGGGAAUGACUAUGCCACCUGGGAUGGCUAGCAUGGGCGGAGGUCCAGAAGAUGAGAAUGAACCAAAUGAUAUGGACGAAUUGAAGAAGAAAAUUGAUGCUGCAAAGAUGUCCCCGGAGGCCGCCAAAGUCGCAGAUCGAGAAUUGAAACGUCUAAAGAAAAUGUCCCCAGCCCAAGCAGAAUACCAAGUCACCAGGAAUUAUCUAGAAACCUUGACAGAAAUUCCUUGGUCUGCGAUGACAGAAGAUCAGCUAGGUGUCGAGACCCUACCAAGAGCGAGGAGACAGCUAGACGACGAUCAUUAUGGACUUGAGAAAGUUAAGAAACGAUUGCUAGAGUACUUGGCUGUUCUCAAGCUCAAACAAUCUAUUAAUCAGGAUGUGAAUACCCAGAUCAUAAAGGCAGAGGAAGAGAAAGCCGAAGAGAAGGUUGAAAUCCUGAAGAGUAAGCGGCUGAUUGAUAAGUCCCCUAUCCUUCUUCUGGUUGGCCCUCCAGGAGUUGGAAAGACAAGUCUAGCGAAGUCGGUGGCAACAGCACUUGGGCGCAAAUUCCACCGAAUAUCUCUUGGCGGUGUUCGGGAUGAAGCUGAGAUCAGAGGUCAUAGAAGGACCUAUGUUGCAGCAAUGCCUGGUUUGAUUGUGCAAGGGUUGAAAAAAGUGGGUGUAUGCAACCCAGUAUUUCUCCUCGACGAGAUUGACAAAGUUGGUACGACAAACUUCAACGGUGAUCCUUCAGCUGCCAUGUUGGAGGUUCUCGAUCCCGAGCAGAAUCACACAUUCACCGAUCAUUACGUCAAUAUCCCAAUUGAUCUCAGCAAAGUCUUGUUCAUUGCAACAGCCAACAGUCUAGACACAAUUCCUCCUCCACUUUUGGACCGAAUGGAGACAAUUUACUUGUCAGGAUACACCACCCUAGAAAAACGACAUAUCGCUUUACAACAUCUAAUUCCGAAACAAAUCCGGACAAACGGGCUUGGAGACGGGCAAGUAGAAUUCAAUCAGGAUGUUGUGUCCAAAAUCAUCGAGUCCUAUACUCGUGAAUCAGGAGUCCGAAAUUUGGAGCGAGAGAUUGGUUCCGUCUGCCGUGCGAAGGCUGUGGAAUAUGCUGAAGCAAAAGACUCCGGGCAUGAGGAGAAAUACAAACCGCAACUAUCUGUGCAGGACAUUGAAGACAUUCUCGGAAUCGAAAAGUACGACGAGGAAAUUGCCGAGAAAACAAGUCGACCCGGUAUAGUGACUGGUCUCGUGGCCUACAGCUCAGGUGGCAACGGAAGCAUACUUUUCAUCGAGGUUGCCGAUAUGCCGGGAAGCGGGAGCGUGCAGCUCACGGGAAAGCUGGGAGACGUUCUCAAAGAAAGUGUCGAGGUUGCACUGAGUUGGGUCAAGGCCCAUGCGUACGAACUUGGCCUGACAGCCGAUCCUUCCGAGAACAUCAUGAAGAAUCGUAGUAUUCACGUUCAUUGCCCGUCAGGUGCGAUACCAAAGGAUGGCCCAUCUGCCGGUAUGGCUCACACAAUUGCACUUAUUUCCUUGUUCUCUGGCAAGGCUGUACCUCCAACCAUGGCCAUGACGGGUGAGAUCUCUCUCCGAGGCCGUGUUACAGCUGUCGGUGGCAUCAAGGAAAAGCUCAUUGGUGCUCUCCGAGCGGGCGUCAAGACCGUUUUACUACCCGCGCAGAACAGGAAAGAUGCCAAAGACUUACCACAGGAGGUCAAAGAUGGAUUGGAGAUCAUCCACGUUAGACAUAUCUGGGAAGCAAUGCGCCACGUCUGGCCUGAAGCACACUGGCCCGGCGAGCAAAAUUUCGCUGGCAUCGAAAGUCAGUUGUGAGCACCUUACCACUCCCGGUCAAGCAGGCGAUCCUCUUGAGCAUCAACCCUACUGUUGAUCUCCACUCAUUUCAUUCUUACCUUGUCUUUUUUUUUUUGGUUUGGGCAGAGCACAGCACAGCGUAGCAUUUGCUUCCUCCUUCAGCCUCAUCUUGGAGUGCUAUGGAAUGGUAUCACAGCAGCAGGCGUUCAAAGAUGUAUUUACACUACAAAAUAGGACUAGGUAAUAGGGCAUGGAAUAAACAUUAC